AUUACCAGGUUCUCUGACAGUCACUUUACUAUAUUUUUUCUGGGUGCAAUCUGUAGGCAGAAGCAAUCAGUUAAACAAAUGGGGGCCCUAUUCUUACUAAUAAUUGCUGCCAUACUUCUAAGCUUUGGAGAAGGUUCUGGCAGGGAUUCUAGUGGCACUAACCCAGAUCAAGUUCUCUUUCAUGGAAUCAUUCCUGUUUUAGUUGCUUCUGUGCUCUCUGGUCUGGCUUCUUCUCUCUGUCAGUGGGCUUCUCAUGUAAAGAAACACAACUCAUGCUUAAUGACUGUGGAAAUGUCUAUAGUUGGAAGCCUGUCAGUGGGCUUCUUCUCUCUGUCAGUGGGCUUCUCAAUUGGAAGCCUGUGCUUAUUGGCAAGUAUGUCUAAGUCUCCAGAUGGAGAAGCCAUCAGACAGCAUGGGUUUUUUCAUGGUUGGACCGCAUUGACUGUGGUUCAAGUGGAAUGCUCAGAUGCAUGAUUCGGCCGCUUAACCUGCUUUUUUCCCACACCCUCCGUGAAGGUAACUCUGUCGCGGAUGCUCUAGCAAAGUUAGGUAGUGAUAAACAGGCUGACUACCUUUAUCGCUCUAGAGCCGAUCUCCCGAGACACAUUAGAGGCUCCCUU
Messenger RNA from Magnolia sinica, 620 nucleotides. Its product is annotated as UDP-N-acetylglucosamine transporter ROCK1-like. Gene Ontology annotation, biological process: pyrimidine nucleotide-sugar transmembrane transport. Gene Ontology annotation, cellular component: Golgi membrane. The transcript has 4 exons. The record is from RefSeq and is a predicted model, not a curated record. Lineage: Eukaryota; Viridiplantae; Streptophyta; Magnoliopsida; Magnoliales; Magnoliaceae. The coding region runs from base 79 to 474 and encodes 131 amino acids. Gene Ontology annotation, molecular function: pyrimidine nucleotide-sugar transmembrane transporter activity.